Messenger RNA from Alexandromys fortis (reed vole), 4888 nucleotides. RefSeq names its product zinc finger protein OZF-like. Gene Ontology annotation, biological process: regulation of transcription by RNA polymerase II. The record is from RefSeq and is a predicted model, not a curated record. Bases 31 to 1578 code for a protein of 515 amino acids. Gene Ontology annotation, molecular function: DNA-binding transcription factor activity; RNA polymerase II cis-regulatory region sequence-specific DNA binding. NCBI's taxonomy places the organism in Eukaryota, Metazoa, Chordata, Mammalia, Rodentia, Cricetidae. The transcript has 5 exons.
UUGAGACCAUUUUGAUUAAGCUUCCAGCUGAUGGUAGGCCCCUUUGGGGCGACCCCUGGGUUCAGCAGAAGCAGGAAAUGCCCAAAGAGCAAUCAGGGCUCUCCGUCCCGUGGGAAGUCCAAGGAAAACCCUCCUCCGUCCAGGUCUCGUAAGGAGCCAGUGAGCUUUGACGAUGUGGCUGUGAAGUUCACCCUAGGAGAGUGGGUUCUGUUGGAUUCUUGUCAAAGGGAGCUCUACAGAGAUGUGAUGAUGGAAACAUGUAUGAACCUGAUCUCCAUAGAGGAAGAAAAUAUUGAUGUGGACCGCCAAGAACUCCAGAGAAACCUGAGAAUUCAGGUCAUUGAGCGAUUCUGUGACUAUGAACACAGUAGCGAAUGUGCAAAGACCCACCAACAGAUACCCAAGAAUGUUGUUAACGCACACGGUCGUCCUGCAAUCACAGUUUAUGAAAGCAGCAUCUAUGCAAAAGACAUCAAUGAUCACUCAUCGUCCUAUAUGAUCGUUCAAAGCCAAACUGAAGAGAAACCAUGCGUGUGUCAGGACCGUGUGGAGAAGGCCACUACACAGGAGUCAAGUCAGGAGGAUUUUCUUUAUUCUGAGUCCUUUCAAACACUUGAGAGUGCUCCUGCUAGAGAGAACAUCUGUGAAAGUAAGCAAUCUAAUGAAUCUUUUAGUAAUCCCAGUUCUCACCAAGAUUAUGGGGGAACUUGCACUGGAGAUGAGCAACGUGAAUGUAAGCAAUUUGAGAAGACCUUGAAGGAAAAAAGUUGUGUUCAAACAUCGGAAAGGAUCCAUACUGGAGAAAAACCAUUGGCGUGUAAGAAAUGUGGUGAAACCUUCCUUCAUUCCAGUCACUUGACAAGACAUCAGCGAAUUCACUCAAGAGAGAAAACUUACUCUUGUAGACAUUGUGGUGAAACGUUCAUGUAUUCCCUGGCCCGUCAAAAUCAUGAAAAAACUCACAAAAAAGAGCAACAUUAUAUAUGUAAACAUUGUGGGAAAGCGUGUAUUCAUGCUUACCAUCUUCUGCAGCAUGAAAGACGCCACACCCGUGAGAAACGUUAUGCAUGUAAUCAAUGUGGCAAAGCAUUCAGACGGUCCUCCAACCUUCACAAACAUGAGAGAAUUCACAACAGAGAGAAACUCUACGCAUGUAAACAAUGUGGAAAAUCCUUCAUCAGUGCGGGCAACUGUUACAACCAUGAAAGAAUUCACACUGCAGAGAAAACCUAUGUUUGCCAAGAGUGUGGGAAAGCAUUUAUGUUUUCCUCAUACCUUCGAAAACAUGAAAGAAUUCACACUGGAGAGAAACCCUAUACAUGUAAAUAUUGUGGAAGAACCUUUGCCCAUUCCAGUGCUAAUUACAGGCAUGAGAAAACGCACACCAAAGAGAAGCCAUAUGUAUGUGUGGAGUGUGGGCAAGCAUUCCCUUUUUCCACGUCCCUCCAAAUACAUGAAAGAACUCACACUACUAGAGAGAAAUUCUACAAGUGUAAUCCAUGUGGGAAAGAGUUUGUGUAUUUCUCAUACCUUCGAAGACAUGAAAGAUCUCACAGUGAAAAGAAACCCAGCGGGUAGAGCUUAUACUUGUGUAAACCAUGUGUAACAGUAGUCAACCUGCUUUUUAAAAUAUUUAUCAUUUACUUAUUUGUUUAUUUAUUUGCAUGAAGUGUUGGACAAGAAUACAGCAAUGCUCUGACGUAAAUUUUAUUUAUUUGUUUACUUAUUUAUUUAUUUGCAUGAAGUGUUGAACAAGAAUACAGCAAUGCUCUGGUGUAAAUUUUAUUUAUUUGUUUACUUAUUUAUUUAUUUGCAUGAAGUGUUGGACAAGGAUUCGCCAAUGCUCUGGUGGUAAAUCUGGAGCUCAGCAGACAACUUGCUGGAAUCAGUUCUCUUUCCAUUGUGUGAAUCCUAGGGAUGGAGCUCAGGUCCUCGAGCUUGGAAACAAGUUCCUUUCCCUUCUAAGCUACCCCACCAGCCUCUGUCUUGCUUUUCUUGUGAGUGAGGUUUCUUAUGUAAGUUUUACAUUUUGUACUUUUCUGUGUAUACUUUCUCUAAAAACAAAUGAGAGAAUGUGUUGAUGGAGGGUUCUGUCCCACCCGGGCCAACAGCUGUUAGUUCCAAGAGAAUCACACAGAGGUCUACAUUAAUUACAAACUGAUUGGCCUAUUAGCUCAGGCUUCUUAUUAACUCUUAUAACUUAUAUUAGCCAAUAAUUCUUGCCGUGGUACCUUUUUCAGCGAGGCAGUCACACAUCAUGCUUGCUCUGCAUCUGGUUUCCUCUGUGUCUGGGUGAGGACUGCAGACUGAACUUUUCCUCUUCUCCAAAUUCUCCUGUUCUCACCCUGCCUAUACUUCCUGUCUGGUUGCCCCGCCUAUACUUCCUGCCUGGCUACUGGCCAUUCAGCAUUUAUUUAAAACACAAGUGACAGGGUACAGACCAUUGUCCCACAGCAAGAUUGGGCUUGAGAGAUAGCUCAGUGGUUGGGUACUUGCUGUGCUUGUAGAUGACCUGGGUAUAAUUUACAACAACCACAUGGUGGAUCACAGCUAUCUAACUCCAGCUGCAGUUGGUCCAAUGCCUUCUGAAUGUUGCACACACAUACAUACAGGAAAAAUAUACACAUAGAUCUUUAAUUAAAAACAUGAAAAUACACUGGCGAUAAUAUAAAAUCAGCAUAAGUAUAAUUUUCCCCAUAUGUGCAAGUGAACAUAGGAUGAACACCUACUCUUGCAUCAGACAUCAUAAUGUAUGCCUUUUAUUCCAACACUCGGUAUAGGGGAUAGAUUAUAGAAAAUCGCAACACUGAAUACAGAGGGCAUGGAUACAAUUCAUGAAACUUAAGAAAACCAGUUUCAAACAGAUUAAAUUGUCAUAGGAGAGACCCAUGUGUGGUGGCACAUAUCUUUAAUCCCAUUAAUUGGGAGGCAGAGGCAGGCAGAUCUCUCUGGAGUCCAGGUCAGCCAGGGAAUCUCAGACCCCAACUCAAAAAAAAAAAAGAAAGAGAAAGUGAGACUCUUUCACAGAACUAUUUCAAGGUCAGCUACAUGAGUCUCAGAAAAAGAAAGAAUGUUGUGAUUUUCUUAUGUAAUUGAAUCUUAUAAAAGUGAGAAAUGUAGAUAUCUUGAGCAAAUUAGUUUAUGUAAAUAAAUAUCCCUAAAUAAAACCUGAAAGAAAUUAUGUAAAAGUUAUGCGUGUUUACAACAUUUGCCUAUUCUUACUCAAGACUUUUUUGACUUUACUUUCUUUUUCAUUGAAAGUAUAAGUUAGUGAAUAAUUUUAGUAUGAUUGCACAUGCCUGUCUGCCCUGCUGCUCAAAGAGCUGAGUAAAACUGAGCUCACAUUUGAAGGCCAUGAAGACACCACCUUAAGGAGCAAGAACAUAAACUGAAUUGUGGAGAUGGACUUUGGCAAGUCAAUUGCAUUUCCAUCAGUUUAAUGAGUAUUUUUUAUGGUUGUUGUUUUUUAAAUCAUGAGGUAAUGCUUUACCCUUUACUGUAGAGCUAUAUUGGAUUUGUUGGAUUGAAAUGUGUUUAUUAGCUGGUAGACUAUACUAGUAAAUGCUUCUUAAAAUUGCAGUUAUGUGUUGGCACGUAUGUGUUUGGGCAUAAGUGUUUCAGGUGCACAUUUGGAUGUCAGAGGACAACUCUCUUUACCACGAGAGUCCUGAAGAUGGAUUUAGGUCUUCAGGCUUAUGGGCUUGCUGCUGAACCAUCUCACUAACCCGCUGGGUAGUUUUUGAAUAGUUGUAUUCGAUAUGAAAUUGAAAAUGUAUCAGUGUUAGUAUUUUUCUGGGUGUCAUUACAUAGUAGAUUCUUUAAAAAAACUGUUCUCAUUGUUAAUUCCUUGGCAAUUUCCAUGUAUUUGAAUAGGCACUCUAGUUUUCUCAAACUUAGCUACUAUGGUUGUAUUUUGUGAUGUCUAUUUUCUCCAAAUAAGUUUUUUUUUUUGAAUUUUGGUGUGUGUGUGUGUGUGUGUGUGAGAGAGAGAGAGAGAGAGAGAGAGAGAGAGAGAGAGAGAGAGAGAUUUGUGUUUAUUGCAGAUGUACAAGAGUAGAAGUCAGAAGACAACCUUCAAGAGUUUGUAUAUUGGCAGGUUGCAGUGUCAAGAGAUUUACUUCCUGAGCCCUGCACCAAUCCCAAAUAAGAUUUUUUAGUACUUUUUACAUGCCAUAACUCAUUAUAAGUAUACUUAAGUGCUGUAACUAUUACUAGUAUUAAGAAAUGUUGUGCACUAUGAUGGCUCAGCUGUUAAAAGAUCUUGUGUUGAUGCUGCACCGGAGUCAACAUUAAUCCUAGGACCUAUGUCCAGCAGUUCACAGUCAUAUCAGACCCAUCUGACCUCCCAGGACACCUGCAUUCAUAGGCAUGCACCCAUACAAGCACACACAUGCACAUAAAUAAACUGAUUACAAUUCAGUAUUGUUUGGUUUUCUUAUUGUUGAGCAGUAUUGUCUUGUUUAUUCAAGUAAGAGGUUGAAUAAAAUUCCAAUCUUUUAAAUAAUUUUCUCUCCUGUCUGUAAUAAUGUAGCAAGAGGAAGUAAUUAAUAUGUACAAGUUAAUCCCAUUUUAAAGAUGCCAGUUUCGGGACACAAUGACACACACCUUUAAUCCCAACACUCGACAGAUCUUUGAAUUCAAGUCUUGCGUAGUCUACAUAAGAAGUUCUAGAAGAUUGGCUUUUAUAGGAGUGCAGUCCUAGUUGUGUGGACUUGGUUUUCACCUUCAUCUAGUGUUUCAGAAAGUAUACUGGAUUCUGUUUCUCAUCACUAUCAAUACCUCUUAGCAUCACAAGAUUUACAAGGUAGCUUUCAAAUAAAUUAUAGUAAAGGAAAAAAUGUCAAUGAGAUGUGUUUAAUACACACAAACUGCUGGUCACUAACCCCUG